Durusdinium trenchii is the source of this 2970-nucleotide messenger RNA. The record is from the annotation of a GenBank genome assembly. NCBI's taxonomy places the organism in Eukaryota, Dinophyceae, Suessiales, Symbiodiniaceae.
AUGGAAUUUGUGAUUCCCUCUAAGAAAGAGGUUUGGAAGGCUCGGGUGUUGGCUGCGGCAUGUCGUGACUUUGAGGAGUUGCUGGCAAGGCCAGCAGGCCGACAUGCAGAGGAGGCUGAGGACUUACUCUCCGCACCCUUCCGCGAGCUCGCACAGAAGGAUUCCGCCUGGGAAGGCCUCGAUGAGGCGGAGAUCGCCACGGCCGCACCUUUGCUGCUAGGCCCUCGUGGUCUCCUCGAGCUUACGGAGAGCGCAGGAAACGACAACGGCGGUGGCUGUGUGCUUUUCCGCCGCUCAGCGCUCGAAGCCACUGCACGCUUCCUGGACCUUUAUGGCGCCCGCCGUGCGGCGUCGCCCACCUUGCGGCGCCGGUCCUUGCGGGUGGCGGAAGCCUGUCUGAGCAUCUUCCGGAAUGAUGUGGACAACAAGGUGGGAUUGAAUGCGUUGCUGUGUAUGCUGAAGACCUUCGAAGUGCCUGACAUUCCGCUGCCGGCAGAUGGGCUCGGUGAUGAGCUUCUUCGUGAGCUGAAGCUGCGGCACUCGAAGCUCACCGCAGGGCAGAACUCUAUGCUGCAUAGGGUGCUAGCGGUGUUGGCGGAUGCCCGGGCCGCUGCCGGCCGCCCCGUGCGAGGCGGGUCAGGACCUAUUGGGCUGGUCUGUGAGCUCCGCACGCGCUUGUUGGGGACCUUGCAGCGGGAGACGGCCUUGUCCAAGCCGACCCUGGAGCUGGUGACAGGGCUCUUAGAGUCUGCGAGUGUGCUGCUCCGGCGCCACGCGGCGGAGUUCUCGGAGGAGGAGCUGCAGCGGCUCUACAACAUCGCCACCUCGGUGGCAUUGGAAGAGUCGCCCUCUACACGCCUGGGUCCCCGCCGGGCGGCGCUGCAACUCUUCCAGGACCACGCCUUUGUCUUUCGCCGCCUCUUCGCACGGGAAGCUCUCGUGGUGACCGAGCGGAAGCCGGGCGACCGGGCGCUGGCGGCCGGGACGCCGAGCGACGCCGAGCGACGAGGGAAGGGGAAACUGAAGUGGGAUGAAGGAUUCGCCAUUGCUGCGGAAGAUGCUGGACACCACCGCCGCGUCGCAGCCCGACGUCGCCUCGGCGGGCCGCGGCAUGCUGACCGCCGUGUUGCGGGCGCAAAUCCCCGGAGAUGCAUUAAGCGCCAUGCACGAGCAGAAGUGCGCCAAGGAAGUCCCUGUGGUCCCAACGAAGUCCCUUGGCCUUCAGAAGACGGUGCUUUUCACUGCGAGGCCUUCGAGGAGGCGUGGAAGCGUGCGGAGGCCUUUCUGAAUGACAACAUGCCGCCGUGGGACCUCUUGAAUCGCGGCACCUUGCAGCUGGGCCUCUUGCCCGCCACGGUGACCCAAGCCCUCCAGGUACGUCAGAACUUCAGCUGGGCCGCAGAAGUGCCAGAGGAGAUCUGGCUGAACUACGUGCUGCCCUAUGCUAGCGUGAACGAAGCCCGCACAGACUGGCGGAGAUUAUUGUUCGAGGCCCUGAAGAUCGACGCUGCGAAGCGGAGCUUGGCAGAGGUCACCCAGUUGGUGAAUGAGAAACUCUGGUCUGCAGUCCGCAACGACACCACCAUUGUUUUCAAGGCGCAGCAGACUCCGCUGAUCUAUGAUACAAUGAGCGCCAUCGCUUUUGGCUAUGCCUCCUGCACGGGUUUGUCCAUCAUGUUCCUGGACGCGCUGCGCAGCGUGGGGGUGCCCGCUCGCCUGGUGGGCACGCCCGCGUGGCAUGGGACCUUUGCCGACGGGAACCACAACUGGGUGGAAAUCUGGCUGGGCCAUGGUUCUGGCCUCUUUGGGGAAGCCUGGACGUUCUUGGAAGCCUCUCCUGCUGGGCCUGGCGAGCAUCUGCUCAAUCCCUGUGACAAGUGGUUUUGCAACCCCAGUCACUUUGAUGGGAAGACCAUGUCCUUCGCGGCCAAGUUUGAUCGCGAGAAGGAGAAGUUCAACUAUUAUCCCAUGGCCCUCAGCGAUGGGGUGUUGAAUGAUUUGGAUGCGCGGAAGGUGACAGAUCUUGCAGAGGCCUCCCGCAAGCGCCCGCUGGAGGAGGCGGACGAGGCUCCCCCGCCAGAAGCUGAGGUGGUGCGAGGCUGGUACCCGCACUUCCACGAGCUCGUGCUCCGCCCCAGCGGUCCCGAGAAGCUCACGGGUGCUCGUGGCUUGGGAGCGUUGGUGCCUGCCGUGGCCCGGCUCGAGGGACCUGCUGUGGUGCUGGAGAUUUUGGAGGUGAUCCUUGACGCAGCCGAAGCUGCAGUGGUGCCCUUCACUGAAGCAGUGGAGGAGGAGGACCCCGACCCCGCCGACGCGCCGGCCACGCCGGCUGCCUCGACGGGAGCGGCGAGCACUUCGGCAGCGGGCCAGCGGCUGACGGCGACGGCCUUGCCUGAGCUGGCAGAGGCUCUCUCCCGCGCGAUCCCAACCGUCUCCCGCUGGUUGACUGGCACUCAGUGGGUGCGUCUGCUGGCCGUCGGAAUUCAGCUCUUCCGCGGCUUCCACCGGGUCUUCACCAAGCGAAGACCUUUGGUGGCCCAAGCGGUCGCCCACCUGUUGUCCGUCUUCCGUGCGGCCAGCAAAGAGGAGCGGGAGGAGAGUGCAACCUCGUUGGAGCCUUACGAGGCCUUGGUGGCACAAGGGAUAACGCUCAUGGUCACAGAGGACGAGUCCUUGCAAGGCCUGUGGGAGCUCAUUUUGAAUCAUUUGGAGCAUGAGAAGCGCCUCGAGGAAGUUCAGCUCUUGGCCGACAGCCUCACCCGGAAUAUCCUGAUGCUUGCGCGACAAGGCGAGACAGCCCGCUCGCAGCCUGGCCGGAACAGAGACGGGAACGGGGCAACACUGGCCAGUGUGGUUCGGCAGGAGCAAGACUUUUCCAAGGUGAAUGGAUGUUUGGCAUGCCCAUUGCAAACUUCCACGGCCAUUCUGCAGAGAAUGGUUCAGUUGCUUUGGCAGUUGAAAGAUCUCUAA